CGUGCGUGUUCCAUUAAUAUUGCACGAAAGGGUUACUUCUCAUCAGUAAUCAUGAAAUGACAUUGAUCACUUGAUCACUUCGUUGCUCGAGUCCUACGGUAGUCAUGGUGAACACCGUUCUAGUGACACGGUUUUACUCCCCCGGUUGCUGGUUCGAACUGUUGAACAUCUUUUACACCGCUGCAAUUGCCAACAGCCAGCACGCUUCUCUAGUUCGUCGUUGGCGCUGACGAACGACGACACCCACACUCUUUUUUAACGUCUCGUUCUCUUAUUGGUACUGCAUAUCUUACUUUUUUUAUACAGGAUGCAACACGUCUCUGUCCGACAUCGCGCGAUUCCCGACAGGGCGCUCGACAAGCGCAAUGCCUCUCUUGUUAGCUUGCCCAUCCCGCCACCAUCUGUCACGAUAUCGAUACUUUCUCCCCUGAUAUCCAUUACCGGUGAAGAUGACGGUGGGGGCUCUUCAGUAAUGGGUGUUAGUUUUCUACCAACAAGCCCAUUGCCAGUAUUUUUUGCAUCCAAAACUAUCAGUUUAAGCGCAUGGAUUAGCGGUGAAACCGAAAUCAGUAGCGGAGGUGGGAGUGGGGGUGGAAGUAGCGACGGAGGUGGAAGUGGGGGUGGAAGUAGCAAAGGAGGUGGGAGUGGGGGUGGAGGUAGUAACGGAGGUGGGGGUGGAAGUGGAAGUGGAAGUGGAGGUAACAGUAGCAGUGGCGGUGGGACUGUAACCGAAACCGGCACCGACACCAACACCGAAACUUAUGGUGGAACUGGAGCUGGAGCCGGAAACGGGGGAGGGAGUGGAAGUGGGAGUGGGAGUGGGAGUGGAAGUGGAGGCGGCAACGGUGAGAACAGCCCCGAGGGAAGUAGCAGCACAGCGACCUCCACGCCUACACCAUCACUGGCAGCUUCACCAAGCUCCCCUUCCUCUCCGGGAGGUACACCAGCCUUCAUCAACAAUGGUACCGGUAGCCAGCUCAAAUCUAACGGUAGCGGAGGGCCGCUCGUGAACGUCCAAGGCACUCCGGUAGUUCAGUCUUCAUUUUCGACGCACAACCCCCAAAUAACGGGCAAUACCAAGAUGUCUCAGUCCACGAGUGCACCAACCGCCGGCCUCCGAGGCUCGAGUACAUCUAGUGGUGUCGGAAGCUCCCCGAGUGACGCUACUCCUACUCUUACUGCGACUUCUUCGCACCAGCUGUCCUCAGGCGCAAUUGGAGGAAUCAUUGUCGUAUGCGUUCUAUUCCUGAUCGGUUUCAUCGUGCUCCUCGUGCGGCGUCGCUCCAUUGCUCGCCGUCUCCAGCGCCGCCAACAAUGGCGGUUCGGCGGAAAUACCUUGCCAGGUAGUUUAUCUGUCGUAGGAGGCUGUGUGCGAGACCCUCAAAGUGGGGAGCAACCUACCCAAAACAGGGCGAGUGCUCGCAGCAGCUUUGCUACCAACUUUGAUCAAGGACUCAUGUUCCGCAUUGACUCCCCGAUAUCAUCCCCCAAUGUUGAUCUCGCCGCACUCGGCACCACUCCCGAGCUCCCUCCCAUGGCGGAAGUGCGCGAACGCGCCUCGCUCUUGUUCCCCUCUGCUGGUGCUGUUUCUCGUAGGGAGUCCAUGAAUAGCAUGAUGAGUUUCGGGAGCGACCCUGACACUCAGUACCUCAUUGUGGGAAAUGAUCUCAAUCCUCCCGGAUCAUCUAGUCCCAUGUCCGUCCGUCCGUUUUCUCCGUCAGAAUCCUUCGCGUUUCCUAGGCCACCACCCCCUUGCCCCAAACAGGCGAAGUGUGCUUCGUCCGUUUCUGUUGGUCACGACCUCGUUGCCCCUUUGUCAUCCGCUGCUACUCUCGUCCAGAUUCACUCUCCUCCUGCCAUAUUCAAUUCUGACUUACUGCCCUCUGCUCCCGCUUCCUCCUACCUGCUAUCACCACCCAGCAGUUCGUUGACAACUAUUCCUGCCACAUCUCCUAACCCUUUUGCUGAUCCUGCGAAACCCGAAUUCGAGAUCAUCCAUCGCCCAUUCGCACCUACCCUAGACGAUGAAGUCUCCGUCGUCCCGGGCGAUCAAGUCCUCGUUUUGAAGGUCUUCGACGAUGGCUGGGCGUUCGUCGAGAAGCAGUGCGGAUUCUUGGAUGAUAGCGAGAGGGGUCUCAUUCCCGUGGACUGCUUGCGCGAAGCCGGUCAGGCCCUCCCAGUAUUCCUAUCUCAAAAGCGGGUAAGCGGGUACCAAGCUGAUAUAAAUCAACUGGCCCAAAUGUUGAAGGGCACCUCCAAUUGACAAGCACGUAAUUGCAUAAUUGGAGAUUUAUGAUAUCCAUCAUUGAUCGCGUGUCAAUCUCAAGUUUCUUGCAUUGUUAAAAUCCAUACAUUCCUGAUUCGUCGUCUCGUUUUCUCUGCUCC
Messenger RNA from Suillus discolor, 2385 nucleotides. RefSeq lists its product as uncharacterized. NCBI's taxonomy places the organism in Eukaryota, Fungi, Basidiomycota, Agaricomycetes, Boletales, Suillaceae. The transcript has 2 exons. The record is from RefSeq and is a predicted model, not a curated record. Gene Ontology annotation, molecular function: protein binding. Bases 308 to 2263 code for a protein of 651 amino acids.